AUGCAGUUGACAUCACGCAGUCCUCGAAUCGAAGCACAACGUUAUAAUCUUCAUGUUGUUCAACAUUCCGUGCCAUUUCCUGUUGGCAAUGCUACUGAUUCCAUAGCUAUGGGUAUUAAUUCAUUUGGCAUCGGAGGCAACAAUGCACAUGCUAUUGUUGAAGAAUAUCAACCAAUUAUUACACCCAUCAUUGAUGGGCAUACAUAUGGUCAUCAUAAUGGAGAUGAACGAGAAAAUAAGCGUAGGGAAUACUAUCUUCGGAGUGUAUUGUUUUAGCAGGUUAUAAGACGUGUUCGAUGCGACGUUGU
Messenger RNA from Adineta ricciae, 308 nucleotides. Lineage: Eukaryota; Metazoa; Rotifera; Eurotatoria; Adinetida; Adinetidae. The record is from the annotation of a GenBank genome assembly.